AAAAAAAGGUGUAAAACCUCCAAUUGGAAAGCGGCAAGACUUAAUCGGAAGAUUGCAUCUCUCUUUGCUCAAGGAAUCAUUGUCGGAUUUUUCAAGCAGAAAAAGUAGUUGAGCUGAACUUCAGGUUAAUCUGAGCUUUUUCAUGGCGACACAGGAGAGACCUAGUUCAGCUAAGAGCGAGCCACGCGAUGCGUCUUCUUCUCUUUCUUCCAGAGUCAAGAUCGAUCCGUCUAUUAAGGACAAAAAGAAGAUCGCGACCUCUAGCAGACCGAUCAUGUCGGAUUCUAAACCCAGAUCCUCUGUUUCUACCGUCACGGCGAAAUCCGAGGCAAAGCCCAAAGUACCUAUAAAUUCAGUGAAAACCAUAGCAACAACAUCUGCAGCAGCGAGCUUGGUGAAAGGGAAAGCGCAAACAACAUCUACAGUAGUGAGCUUGGUGAAAGCGAAAACAACAUCUGCAACAGUAAGCUUGGUGAAAGGGAAAGCGAAAAGAGAGAAGAAGGUUUAUUCAUUAGCUGGACAAAAGUUUGAUCCUCCUGAAGAGAGAGAGCCCUUGAGGAUAUUCUAUGAAUCCUUGUCGAAACAAAUACCUGGGAGUGAAAUGGCUGAGUUCUGGCUUAUGGAACAUGGUAUGUUGUCUCCCGAAAAGGCGAAGCGAGCCUUUGAGAAAAAGCAGAGAAAAAUGAAGCAAAUUCGAAUGGGGACACCGAGUAAAUCGGCACCAACGUUUUCUAGUAAAGCGGAGAGUUCUCAAAGAACAUCUGCAUCCAAGAACAACGGUUUAGAUGCGAGAAAGAAGAAGAAAGUCGUCGAUGAUGAUGACGAUGAUGAUGAUGAUUUCAUCCUAAGCCACAAGAGAAGGAAAGUGUAAACCAUACAAACUUGUUAUUAGGAAAAAAUCGAAUAAAGUGCUCAGAGAUCGUUGCUGUAUAUGCUCAAAAUGUUGUUCAUGAUUGAGGAUGUACCAUGACACAAUAGUUCAGUAUAAAGUUUUAGUAAAGCAUGAAUAGUAUAACUUUUGAAUUGAUCAAAUUUUCAUAUCUAUGAGUCU
Arabidopsis thaliana (thale cress) is the source of this 1051-nucleotide messenger RNA. RefSeq lists its product as uncharacterized. The transcript has 5 exons. Lineage: Eukaryota; Viridiplantae; Streptophyta; Magnoliopsida; Brassicales; Brassicaceae. Bases 143 to 871 code for a protein of 242 amino acids. The record is from RefSeq and is marked reviewed.